AUGUCGAAGCCCUACUAUGGGCAACAUGAAAGCGAGGAUGACAUCAAUCUCGAGAGGUUCUUCCUUGCGGGCGACUUCGUGUCUGGUGUGGGAUAUGGCAUGCAGCUCGUCCUGUGGUCAUCUUGCGCGCUGUACCUCUUCCAGCAACGGCGGAAGGGGCGGCAUACGACUUUUCUCCUAUGCUACAUCUCGGCGCUAUUGAUCGUCCAAACUAUCUACUCCAUAGCCCAAGCUCGUACGGUUCAACUGCUAUACGUCGAGAACCGAAACUACCCGGGCGGUCCAUGGCAAUACUUCCUCGCUACGCAAAGCCAGCCCAUCAAUAUUGUCUAUCUCGUCACUCUAUACCUGGCCAUAUUCAUGUGCGAUUUGCUCGUGCUUUGGAGAUGUUGGGUCAUCUGGAAAGCACUCGACCAACACAUUGCAUAUAUCGUGACGUUUGUGCCGUUCCUUAUGCUCACAGCAUCGUUUGUCCUUGGCACGCUGUGGACUGUCUAUUCCACUCAGCCCGAUUUUUCCCUCUACAACACCCUGCCUCGCUCAUACGGAAUCGCCUACUUCUCGCUCUCCCUGGGUGUGAACAUCAUCCUAACUACACUUAUCGUCGGCCGUCUUCUCAUGUUCCGCCGUAUGCACAUGGAGUCCCUCCCGCCCGAGCAUGUGAAGCGCUAUCUCUCCGUCGCUACCCUCGUCAUUGAGUCUGCCGCCCUGUACUCCCUCUUCGCCAUCGCAUUUCUCAUAUCUUACGCUUUGGAGAAGCCGGUCAAUCAGGUCUUGCUGGGCUUCACGCAGGCUUCCCAGCAAGUAGCGACGUACCUCAUCAUCUACCGUGUAGCUGAUGGGAAGGCGUGGUCGAGCAAAGAGACUGCCCCAUCAGUCAACUUCAUCAAUGAGCUGCCGACUUCUUCGUCGUUGUAG
Messenger RNA from Dichomitus squalens LYAD-421 SS1, 918 nucleotides. RefSeq lists its product as uncharacterized. The coding region runs from base 1 to 918 and encodes 305 amino acids. The transcript has 5 exons. Lineage: Eukaryota; Fungi; Basidiomycota; Agaricomycetes; Polyporales; Polyporaceae. The record is from RefSeq and is a predicted model, not a curated record.